GAAAUGAAAAAAUUAAUUCUUUUACUUUCUUUAACUAUAAAGAGUUACGGAUAUAAUCCUAAUCCUUUUUACAAUCUUUUACAAAAUUUCAGAGAUAAAUAUAGUGAAAUAUUAAUAGAAAAAUAUGCUAUUAAAUUUAAAGAAACACUUGAAAGUGACGAUUGCACUCCGAUAGAGACUAAAAAUGAGGAAGAAUAUCGACAAGUUAUCUCUGAAUUUCCAAUUUAUCGAAGGGGAAUAGAUCACGAAGCUUUUCCAAGAAAAUUUCCAUUUUCUCGUUUUGUCCCACAAGUUUAUUCUUUACAAGCAAAGGCAUUUAUUACCGAUUGUGUUCGUUUUAUGGAAGAUUUACAACUUUCACAAUCUGAAGUUGGUGAUACAGUUAGGCGUUAUUGUAAUGUUCUUUUUGCAAGAUGGUCCGAUGAAUUGAAAAUGUUUAUAGGUUGCCAGAAACGUUCUUUAGUUCAACUUAUUCAAAUAACAAUCAAUAUGGGGUAUUUGGAACGUUCUUGUGAAUUUUUGGAACGGAUAAUUUCUGAAGCAGCGCGUAAUUUAAGCGAAACUGAUAUUAGCAAUUUUUCCGGUGGAAGUGGAAAUCUUUCGGCACUCGCAUUUGAUGACACGGCUGGACAUUUUGUAGCACUUAAAAAUCAAUUAUUCCGUGACUCACGUUCUGAAGUUGAACAAUUAAUUGAUGAAGCCUUUCGUGAAAAAGUCCAAGCAUUUCUUGAUAAUUUAAAUUAUGACUGGGAAUUACAACAUCCAACUGGUGUAGCUAGUGACAAUAUUUCAGAUAUGAUUACAUUUCUCACCUCAACAUUCAUCAAUUUCACCAAUUUGCCAAAUGUUUUAGCUCGGCAUAUUUGCAUGCAGGCUUGUAAAUUCUUGGCUGAACGUCUUCAUUCUAUGCUUUUGUCGCCUAAACAUAAAGCCAUUAGUAUGGGUGCUCUUGAGCAGUUUUCUUUAGAUUGUGAAUUGUUCGCCGCCCAGUGUCCGGUGCCUGGAUUUGAAGACAAUGCUCUAGCUAUUACAUUUGCACAUUUACGUCAAUUACUGGAUUUAGUAAUGGGGCCAGACUGGACAACAUUUUUUAGUGAAAGAGAUGCGUCUCAACAACAAAGAACUGAAAAUAGCGUGGCACCAAAAUAUACUCGAGUUAAAGCUUCAAAUGCUGCUAUUCUUCUUGAAAAGUUUAUUUGACUUACUUUUUUUAUUUUAUUUAAAUUCAGGAUAGUAGAAUACGAGAAGCGAAACGCUGGUUUUUUCGCACUUAAUAGAGGCGAUCGACAUAAGCUCUAUGAAACAAUAUUAAAGAAACUGCGUAGUUUUA
Messenger RNA from Meloidogyne enterolobii, 1330 nucleotides. NCBI's taxonomy places the organism in Eukaryota, Metazoa, Nematoda, Chromadorea, Rhabditida, Meloidogynidae. The record is from the annotation of a GenBank genome assembly.